Messenger RNA from Mesorhabditis spiculigera, 423 nucleotides. Lineage: Eukaryota; Metazoa; Nematoda; Chromadorea; Rhabditida; Rhabditidae. The record is from the annotation of a GenBank genome assembly.
AUGCUCACCCAACCCCAGCUACGACGCCUACUACGGAAUUGCGGAAAAUCGCUUGCGAUCGGCGGGCUUGGCUACUGUGUCCUCAACAGCAUUGCCAACGCCCUCGGCGAGUUCGUCAUCUGCUCCGGCCCGUCGAUGUUGCCCACGAUCCAGGAGGGUGAUGUCCUCGUUGGCGAGCGCUUGCCCUACAUCCCCGCCGAGGAGACCGAGCUGAAGAACGGGGACAUCGUCGGCUUCCUGCACCCCAACAACCACCGGCUGUUGCUGUGCAAGCGGCUGGCCGCCAAGGAAGGUGAAGUCGUGAACCAUCACUUGCUGCCCGUCAACCGGGUCCCGCUCGGCCACGUCUGGGUCCGUGGCGACAACGCGGCCGCCUCGUCUGACUCGCGGCACUUUGGUCCGAUCCCCGAAGGAUUGAUCCAG